Cynara cardunculus var. scolymus (artichoke) is the source of this 1875-nucleotide messenger RNA. RefSeq names its product germacrene A synthase short form. The transcript is spliced from 7 exons. Gene Ontology annotation, biological process: diterpenoid biosynthetic process. NCBI's taxonomy places the organism in Eukaryota, Viridiplantae, Streptophyta, Magnoliopsida, Asterales, Asteraceae. Bases 23 to 1702 code for a protein of 559 amino acids. Gene Ontology annotation, molecular function: magnesium ion binding; terpene synthase activity. The record is from RefSeq and is a predicted model, not a curated record.
GCAAUCAAUAUACCUUCUAGAAAUGGCUGCAGUAGAAGCUAAUGCUACCCUCCAAGCAAGCACCAAAGCCACCGCCGAGCCAGUGCGUCCUUUGGCCAACUUCCCUCCUUCUGUAUGGGGUGAUCAGUUUCUAUCGUUCUCUCUUGACAAUUCGGAAUUGGAACGAUAUGCCAAAGACAUGGAGGUGCCAAAAGAAGAAUUGAGAAGAUUGAUCAUUGAUCCGAGAAUGGAUUCAAAUACCAAACUAAGUUUGAUUUAUUCUGUACACCGUCUUGGUUUGACGUAUCUAUUCCUGCAUGAGAUUGAAGCACAACUUGACAAACAUUUCAAAGAGCUGAACUUGCGAGAUUAUGAUGAAGCUGAUUUGUACACGAUUUCGGUUAACUUUCAAGUUUUCCGACACCUUGGUUACAAAAUGCCUUGUGAUGUGUUUAAUAAAUUCAAGGACGCGAGCUCAGGUACAUUCAAGGAAUACAUCACCAGUGAUGUAAAGGGUAUGUUAGGCUUAUAUGAAUCUUCACAACUGAGAUUAAGGGGAGAAUCUAUUUUGGAUGAAGCCUCAGUUUUCACCGAGACUCGACUUAAAAGCAUGGUCAACACUCUGGAAGGUAACCUUGCACAGCAGGUGAAACAAUCGUUGAGGAGACCCUUCCAUCAAGGGAUGCCAAUAGUAGAGGCAAGGCUGUAUUUCUCCAACUACAAAGAAGAAUGUUCCAUGCAUGGCUCGCUACUGAAACUUGCAAAGACACACUUCAACUAUUUGCAACUACAACAAAAGGAAGAACUUCGCAUUGUCUCAAAGUGGUGGAAAGAUAUGAGGUUUCAAGAAACCACUCCAUAUAUAAGAGAUAGAGUACCAGAGAUUUACUUAUGGAUAUUGGGAUUAUACUUUGAGCCUCGUUACUCUUUGGCACGAAUCAUCGCCACCAAAAUAACAUUGUUUCUUGUGGUGCUAGACGACACAUACGAUGCAUAUGCCACUAUUGAGGAGAUUCGCCUUCUAACUGAUGCCAUAAAUAGGUGGGAAAUUGGUGCAUCGGAGCAACUUCCGGAAUAUAUUAGACCAUUCUUCAAAAUUCUCCUCGAAGAAUAUGCUGAACUUGAGAAACAACUAGCAAAAGAAGGAAGAGCAAAUACUGUUAUUGCAUCAAAACAAGCAUUUCAAGACAUAGCUAGAGGUUACCUUGAAGAGGCUGAGUGGACACACAGUGGAUAUGUGGCAUCGUUUCCUGAAUAUAUGAAGAAUGGGUUGGUCACUUCUGCCUACAAUGUUAUUUCAAAAUCUGCUUUAGUGGGUAUGGGCGAGGUAGUUAGUAAAGAUGCUUUGGCUUGGUACGAAAGUCAUCCAAGGACUCUUCAAGCUGCAGAGUUAAUUUCAAGACUCCAAGAUGAUGUCAUGACUUACCAGUUUGAGCGUGAAAGAGGACAAUCAGCCACAGGAGUUGAUGCAUAUAUCAAGACGUUUGGUGUGUCGGAAAAAGAUGCUAUUAAUGAGCUCAAGAAUAUGAUUGAAAACGCAUGGAAGGAUAUAAACGAGGGGUGUCUCAAGCCAAGAGAAGUUUCCAUGGAUUUGCUUGCCCCGAUUCUUAAUCUUGCGCGAAUGAUUGAUGUUGUUUACAGGUAUGACGAUGGGUUCACUUUUCCAGGCAAGACUCUUAAAGAGUAUAUUACUCUCCUGUUUGUUCCCUCUUUACCAAUGUAGUGGUAAAAUAUUGGUUGUUGUUGCAUUUUUAUCAUCAAUAAUUUUCCCUAUUAAGAAUAAAAAAUUGGAAUACUGUUCUUGGUUCUUUUGUUGAAGUUGUCUUUGUAUGAAGACCAAAUGAUUUUAAGUGUAUGACAUGGUGUGGAUAUAUUUAUACACCAAGGAUAUAAUGA